Molecule: messenger RNA, 2081 nt
Organism: Austrofundulus limnaeus
Lineage: Eukaryota; Metazoa; Chordata; Actinopteri; Cyprinodontiformes; Rivulidae
Gene: obi1
Product: ORC ubiquitin ligase 1
Exons: 6
Coding region: 94-1782 (562 amino acids)
Biological process (GO): regulation of DNA replication; protein monoubiquitination
Molecular function (GO): ubiquitin-protein transferase activity
Source: RefSeq, a predicted model, not a curated record
CGUGACGGGCAGCGCGGAACCAAUACACGGAGCGGCGGGUUUCCUCGGAGUUUGUCUGUUUUGUUUGUUUUUUCUUUUCUUUUCGCAGGAGUUAUGGCCGCAAACUACCAGAACUCGACUCUUUCUCUCACUCUGCCCAUUUCCUGUCAGAUCUGCCUCGGAAAGGUCAGACAGCCGGUGAUCUGCGCCAACCACCACGUGUUCUGCUCGCGCUGCAUGGAGACCUGGCUGAAGAACGCCGGCCAGUGUCCCACCUGCCGGGAGCCCAUCACCGAGGAGAACCCCUGCAGGGAGAUCAUCGGAGGGACGAACGACGGCGAUUACAGCGAAAGUCCUUCCAUGAGGAAACGUCUGCGGAAAACCAGAGCAGAACUGCUUCUGCAGGAAUACGAGGAGGAGAUCGAUGGACUAAUGAGAGAAAACAAGGAGCUCAAAUCCAGAAACGAGAUCCUGGAGGAGCAGCUGAGGAGCGCCCUGGACCCCGGCGGCGUGAGCGCCCCGCAGCCGGAGGACGACCGAAGAGUUUCCUCCUUCGUGAUGGAGGAGUGGAGGAACAAGCUGCAAGCUGCCACCGACGUUUGUGAGAAAAUAAAGCAGGACAUGGACAAGCUGAGAGAGACCAACAAGGCGUUGCGGUCUCAAAACGUGGACCUGGUCCAGGAGAACCUGAGGCUGAAGGCGGAGGUGGCGAGCAGGUCUCCUCAGAAGUUCGGUCGYUACACGGUGGCGGCGCUGGAGGCCAAGAUCCAGCAGUACGAGCGCGACGUGGACCACCUGAAGAGGGCCCUGGAGCGCAGCGACCAGUACGUGGACGACCUGGAGUCCCGGGUUAAAAAGGCUGAGAAGAGACAGCUGGAGGCGAGCGGCACCGGCGGUUCUGGACCAGAAUCCGUCCUCCAGCAGCAGAAGAUCAGCAUGAUGAUGAGGAGUCUGAGCGACAGCGAGAGGGAGUCCAUCUGCGACCCGGGGACCCAGUUCCAGCAGGACCUGGCUGGAGGGCAGAAGCACGAGGACUCUGAAAGCUCCUCCUCGGACUUCCAGCCCUCCACUCCCUCCUCUGCUUUCCGCUCCCUGACCCUGAGGAGUCCUGCCCUCCGCAACAAGAAGGUCUCCUUCAGACCCGCCUCGUUCCUGAGGCGGCUCGACUUCCACGAGUCUCCUGAGAAGAACGCGUUCGGCGUCCCGGAGAAGUUUCCCCGAGGGGACGCCGUCCUCUGGGGUCCGUGGCAGAGAUCUCACGAGGCGAAGGAGUCGUCGGGCGAAGACCCGGAGRGUUUCCAGAGCGCCAGCGAGGCCUCCAUGGACGCCGCCUACCUAAACAAGAUCUCUGAGCUGGACUCCAUGAUGCUGGAYGGAGACGGCUCCAGCAGCCGGGGCUCGCAGCUCUCCCUGGCCUCCUCUCCUCUCCUGGACCCGGAGCCACAAACCGGCCUGAGCGACGCAGCUAGAGCCGCGGUCCAGAACCAGAACCCCGGCRAGAACUCGGACCAUGAACCCAAAGAGACUCGAGGCGACAGUUUCUCAGCUGGGCCUUCGAGGAGCGUAGGAUCCUCUCAGACCGAAGAGCUGUCCUUCGAUCUGCUGUUCGACCCGCUGGAYGAGGCCUCCAGUCCCCUUAGUCCGGUUCCCCGGCUCCAGGACCAGGCGGACCCCCUGUCCUCCUCCAGUAAUCCUGUGAACACGACGAGAGAGAGGGCUGCAGCGAGCGGCCAGCCCACAAAACGUAAAUCUCACAGCCCCUUCAGCUCAACCAGCCCCACCAAACUCUCCAAACUCAUGUGACUCGAAUAAAAAAAAAMCCGUCUGAACUCUGGAACUGGACCGCACCGUCAGCGUUUUUUAAAUCACUGAGCACGUUUGUGCACAGAGUCAUGAAACAACAAAGAGAAACCGUUGUUUUAACUUUCCCUCCAGCCGAAGCUGUUUGUCUUCAGAUGUUUUGUUUUAUUUGGAUUCAAACCUAAAAUGAACUGUUGUGAAUCUGUGGAAUCCUGAAAGAACCGUCUGAUGUUUAGUGUGUUGAGAAAUAAAGAAAUGAUGUAAUGUAAAACAAAUAAUAAAUAAAAAGAUGAGACUGAUUA